GGUAGUCUGGGAGGUGGCGGACUGACGUCAAUCACUUCGCCAAAGAAAGUGAUUCCUCACCGAAGUGCAGAACGCGAAGCACAUACUAUAGUAUAGCAGCACUCUGUCGUUGAGAUACAUUUUGAUUGGUAUAUUUACCUAUAUUUCAACUAUUUUACAAUGGACGCGAACACUUGCAACAUUCAAGUUCUUCUGCAAGCUGCUGAAUUCUUGGAGAGAAGAGAACGAGAGGCAGAGCAUGGCUAUGCAUCAGUGUUGCCCUUCUACAGUCCAGGGGACUCUAAUAAGAAGAGUAAGCAGAAGAACAAGAAGCUGCAGGCUGCCGGUAGUAACAGGACAGUCCAUAAUGAGUUGGAGAAGCACAGACGUGCUCAGUUGAGGCACCACCUGGAACAGUUGAAGCAGCAGGUUCCUCAGUUGUCUGACUCCAUGAGAAACACCACCCUGAACCUGCUGAGACGGGCUCAGAAACACAUCAAGAAGCUACAGGAGCAGGAUGAACGUGCGGAGCAGUUAAAGGGUCAUCUGCGUUGGGAGCAGAGAGAGCUGAGGGUGAGGCUGGAGCAGCUACAGGGACAUGGAGGCCUGGGGGGUCUGACUGGUCUGGGCCCUGGGGGUCUGACUGGUCAGGGUCUGGGAGGAACAGGAGUGGUCUCAGAGAGGAUGAGGAACGACAGUCUGGGAUCAGCAGCCAUGUCCUCUUCAGAGAGAUCUGACUCUGACAGAGAAGACGUAGAGGUUGAUGUGGAGAGUAUAGUGUUUGAGUGUCUGGACUCUGAUGGACUGGGGACGGUCCAUGGCAUGGAUCACUGUUACUCCAGCAGCCCUGCCUGGGCCGGGCUAUGACCUACCUGCCACUGUAUACUACACACACCCUUCUGGAGGGACACACCGGCGUCUUAUGUCAGCUAGUGCCACGAUUCCCACCUGCACUGUCGGCUUUUAAGGGACGAGCGUCGCGUUGGAGUGACGCCACCUGACGUAAGACAAUGGGGGGACACACAGGAGGAAAAACAUUCCAAAUAGGACAAAGGACAAAACAAUAAGGAAAGAAGAAGAUGAGGAACAACCUCAACAACAUUACAAUACAGGGACAGGACAGCUGGAACAACCUCAACAUUACUGUACAGGAACAGGACAGCUGGAACAACCUCAACAACAUUACUGUACAGGAACAGGACAGCUGGAACAACCUCAACAACAUUAUUGUACAGGAACAGGACAGCUGGAACAACCUCAACAACAUUAUUGUACAGGAACAGGACAGCUGGAACAACCUCAACAACAUUAUUGUACAGGAACAGGACAGCUGGAACAACCUCAACAACAUUACUGUACAGGAACAGGACAGCUGGAACAACCUCAACAUUAAAAUACAGGAACAGGCCAGCUGGAACAACCUCAACAACAUUACAAUACAGGAACAGGACAGCUGGAACAACCUCAACAACAUUACAAUACAGGAACAGGACAGCUGGAACAACCUCAACAUUACAAUACAGGAACAGGACAGCUGGAACAACCUCAACAUUACAAUACAGGAACAGGACAGCUGGAACAACCUCAACAACAUUACAAUACAGGAACAGGACAGCUGGAACAACCUCAACAACAUUACAGUACAGGAACAGGACAGCUGGAACAACCUCAACUACAUUACAGUACAGGAACAGGACAGCUGGAACAACCUCAACUACAUUACAGUACAGGAACAGGACAGCUGGAACAACCUCAACAACAUUACAGUACAGGAACAGGACAGCUGGAACAACCUCAACAACAUUACUUUACAGGAACAGGACAGCUGGAACAACCUCAACAACAUUACUGUACAGGAACAGGACAGCUGGAACAACCUCAACAACAUUACUGUACAGGAACAGGACAGCUGGAACAACCUCAACAACAUUACUGUACAGGAACAGGACAGCUGGAACAACCUCAACAACAUUACUGUACAGGAACAGGACAGCUGGAACAACCUCAACAACAUUACUGUACAGGAUCGGGACAGCUGGAACAACCUCAACAACAUUACUGUACAGGAUCGGGACAGCUGGAACAACUUCAACAACAUUACUGUACAGGAACGGGACAGCUGGAACAACCUCAACAACAUUACUGUACAGGAACAGGACAGCUGGAACAACGUCAACAUUACUGUACAGGAACAGGACAGCUGGAACAACCUCAACAUUACUGUACAGGAACAGGACAGCUGGAACAACCUCAAUAACAUUACUGUACAGGAACAGGACAGCUGGACUACACACAACAACCAGGGAAAAGUGAUCACUUUUUUAAAAAAGUUUUAUUUUAUCUAACUUCUCAUUCAGCUCUGACUUACUGUGAGCUGAAUCUGUUUUUAAAAUAUAUAUUUAGCUCAAAUCUCUGAGCAGGUUUUUAUCUUUGUCUGACCUCUUAAACAGCCUCCACUCAAGGACAGUCCAACCAUAAUUCGGUGGAUGCUUAUACUUGUCCUAUUUAACACAUGUACCUGUGUGUAUUAUCAGCAUGUGUGAAUUGGAAAUGUGUUUUGUUUCCAUGUCCCAACUCCCCCCCCUGAGACACCUUCAGAGUCACAGCCUGGGUCAGCCAUUAUCAUUAGGGUUAAGUGCCUUGCUCAAGGGCACAUCGGCAGAUUUCUUUGCUUGGAGAUUCAAACUAGCAACCUUUCGGUUACUGGCCCAACGCUCUAACCACUCGGCUAGCUGCCGCCGUAUGAAUGGCGGUAGGAACCAUUGAGCUUCAUUAUACUUUCUCACCACAGUAUCACUGACUUCAAAUAGAAACAACAGGGUAGUAUUCAUUAGAAAACAUACUGAAACAAUAAGAAAAGCUCUGUUUUGUUUUCCGUUGCAAAAAGUUUUGCGACCGUGUGCUCUUAAUGAAUACGACCCGUUUAAUGAAGGCAAUUCGAACCGAGCGUCAUGGAUUGAAUAGGUGCUCAAGGUGCUGUGCUCACUGUCCACAAGCGUUAUGAAAACACCAGACAUGGCCCAAUAAUGUAGUGCACUACUUUAGACAGGGCCCAAUAAUGUAGUGCACUACUUUAGACAGGGCCCUAUAAUGUAGUGCACUACUUUAGACAGGGCCCAAUAAUGUAGUGCACGAUAUAGGGCAGGGUUUCCCAACUGGUGGCCGGCCAGUAGGGGAUUGUAUUUAUUUAUUGUUGUACAUCAGACUAUAAAAACACCAUCAAAUCAAUUUGAUUUAAUCUACUAAUUAUCUGUAAUUAUGUUCCGCCCCAGUCUACGAAUUAUUUGUAAUUAUGUUCUGGCCCCAGUCUACGAAAUAUCUGUAAUUAUGUUCUGGCCCCAGUCUACGAAUUAUCUGUAAUUAUGUUCCGGCCCCAGUCUACGAAUGAUCUGUAAUUAUGUUCCGGCCCCAGUCUACUAAUUAUCUGUAAUAAUGUUCCGGGCCCCAGUCUACUAAUUAUCUGUAAUUAUGUUCCGACCCCCAGUCUACUAAUUAUCUGUAAUUAUGUUCCGGCCCCCAGUCUACUAAUUAUCUGUAAUUAUGUUCCAGCCCCCAGUCUACUAAUUAUCUGUAAUUAUGUUCCGGUCCCCAGUCUACUAAUUAUCUGUAAUUAUGUUCCGGCCCCCAGUCUACUAAUUAUCUGUAAUUAUGUUCUGGCCCCCAGUCUACUAAUUAUCUGUAAUUAUGUUCCGGCCCCCAGUCUACUAAAUAUCUGUAAUUAUGUUCCGGGCCCCUGACCAUCCGCUCAACGUAGGGAACAGGGAACCCUUAGGGACCCGUACCAGUUCACCAAACGGUGCUACAAUCUUUUGCUCUAAGGUCUUCUUUACAAUAUCUCUAUAUUGGAAAACACUGCCUUUAACUCUCCAGCCUUUCGCUCCAGCCAACAAGCUUCAGGAAUAUUAUAACGUAUUGUCACCUUGUACAGCAUUUAUUAAGUCUGUAGUCUGUCUGUCUGUUCUGUUAUUGUGACUAAGUCUGUCCUUUUAUUUUAUUUUAUUUAUAUUUGUUAUUUUGUUUUGUUGCACAAAACUAUCCACAUAGCACUUCUUCUUUGCAUCCUAAAAAGCACAAUAAUUCCCUUUUCUAGUGCACUACUGUUGACCAGGUUCCAUAAGGCUUCGGUUAAAGUAGUGCACUAAAUACGACAGGGGUUCUCAAACUUUCAUCAGGGACCCCCUCUCAUAAUCAGAACUGGAGUGAGAUAAAAAAACAUAGUUCAAGUAAUUACACUAGGACUAGGGCAGUGCAUGGCUUCCCUCCAUAUGGAGCCUCCGACCACAUUUUCAGAUCCAGCAUAAAUUGUCCCUUAUGAACAUGCAUUGUAUUACAAUCUCAAAGAUUAUUCCACGGAUCCCUUGGACAAAAUGUGUUUAUUCUGUUGUAAGUAAUAUUCAUAAAAAUAUAAAAAAACAUGUAUCUUUGAGAACCCCUGGUCUGGCUGUUGACCCCCUUGCAGUACAGACCCCACUUUGAGAACCCCUGAUAUAGGGUGCUAUUUGGGGAUGUACCCUUUAUAUCUUGUAAAGGUUGUGGGUAAUAUCACUCUGAGCAAUGCUUCUACUGAACUGGGGUGAGUUUCUCCAGAAAACAAAGAUAAUCUUUUAGCCUUUAGAUCAUUGUUUAUCCAUUGGACUUGAGAUUAUAUUUUAUGUUUUUAGGAAAUGCACCCCUGAAAUUUCCCGGACAUAAAUUAAGAUUACUGUAGUCCUGGACACAAAAAAAACUAAUUUUCCUUUGAGCUUGCUUUUUAAUCCACGGGCUGAGGCAGGGAUUCAAUCCGGUCACGGGUUAUAGGCAUUGCGGGUUAUAGGCAUUGCCGUUUUUAAAGGUAAUGUUCCCCGCAUCUCGUGGAGAACCCAUUCACAGUAAACGCUACAUAUGGCAGCUCAAUAGGAAAUUACCUUUACACCCGCGAUGCCUAUAACCCGUGAUAGGAUUUAAUCCGCUCUAAAUCGUGUGUCCAGGAAACCACCAUCUUUUAAUUACCUAGCCAUAUUGUAACAAGACUGUUUGUUCUUCAUGAGUUUAACAGUUGAAUUAGUUUCAUGUUUCUGAUGUGGACAUUAUGGAACUCAUAGGAAAUGCAGGUGUCUUUGCUAAGUGUCCAUACGGGUGCUAUAAUGGUGCAUAUUUUGCAAACAUUUGAUUUACAAUUGCUCGUAUGAACUUGAAGUCAUUCUGUCUGGAUUUCAAGUCAUUGAAUAUGUAUUACUCAUAUCUUGACUAUACCUGCAAUAGAUGCCACCAUGUUAGGAAAAUAGUACAUGUUUGGGUAAAAAGCAUUAUUUUGAUAUGUAAUACAGUACUUGCAAUUUACAUUAAUGCAACUGUAGCCUUGGAUGCCAGGCUUAGCCAAUGAGACAAGAUUUGGAAGGAUGGGGCUCUGCGAGACUGAUGCAGCUGUCUUACAAGUACCAGUCUACUAAAACUAAACUCACUGUGGAUUUCAUCCUCUGAGGUGACUGCCUGCCUGGAAGUUACCCACUGAGGUGACUGACUUUCAGAAUGCUACCCAGAGGUGACUGACUGCCUGGAAGUUACCCUCUGAGGUGCGCUGACUGACUGCCUGCCUGUUACCCACUGAGGUGCGCUGACUGACUGCCUUCAGGAUGUUACCCAUUGAGGUGCGCUGACUGACUGCUUGCCUGUUACCUACUGAGGUGACUGACUGCCUGGAUGUUACCCACUGAGGUGCGCUGACUGCCUGCCUGCCUGUUACCCACUGAGGUGCGCUGACUGCCUGCCUGGAUGUUACCCACUGAGGUGACUGACUGACUGACUGCCUUCAGGAUGUUACCCACUGAGGUGCGCUGACUGACUGCCUUCAGGAUGUUACCCACUGAGGUGCGCUGACUGACUGCCUUCAGGAUGUUACCCACUGAGGUGCGCUGACUGACUGCCUUCAGGAUGUUACCCACUGAGGUGCGCUGACUGACUGCCUUCAGGAUGUUACCCACUGAGGUGCGCUGACUGACUGCCUUCAGGAUGUUACCUACUGAGGUGCGCUGACUGACUGCCUUCAGGAUGUUAAUACCCCAACAAGAUGCCUUAUGACCUUGUCAUUGCAACAAGAAAAUGUCUGUAUAUCUGUAUGCACUUAUAAGUCUUCCUCUGUCCCAGUACAAUUACGUAGCAUUUGUAUACUAGGGUAUGUAUGCCUUUUGUAUGAAUAAAUAUUUGUAAUAUUUAA
Messenger RNA from Salmo salar (Atlantic salmon), 6172 nucleotides. It is a transcript of the gene mxd3, whose product is annotated as MAX dimerization protein 3. Gene Ontology annotation, biological process: regulation of transcription by RNA polymerase II. The record is from RefSeq and is a predicted model, not a curated record. Gene Ontology annotation, molecular function: DNA-binding transcription factor activity, RNA polymerase II-specific; protein dimerization activity; RNA polymerase II cis-regulatory region sequence-specific DNA binding. NCBI's taxonomy places the organism in Eukaryota, Metazoa, Chordata, Actinopteri, Salmoniformes, Salmonidae.